Molecule: messenger RNA, 528 nt
Organism: Pocillopora verrucosa
Lineage: Eukaryota; Metazoa; Cnidaria; Anthozoa; Scleractinia; Pocilloporidae
Source: RefSeq, a predicted model, not a curated record
AUGGUUGUUAGGUGCCCGAUUCUGUUCUUCUUUAUGGCUUUGGAGUAUGCAGACGGGCUGGAAUGUACACCGCUAUGGUCUCCCUACUUCAAACACUACACUGUGGCAAUGAUCGCUGUCGGUUUUUAUGUCCCAUUAGUUUUGAUCACCAUAUUUUACCUUACCAUCGCUUUAACAAUCAAAUCUCAGAAAACUGCGGGCGAACAAUCAGUCAGCAGAAGAGGACAACGUUUAAAGAGAGAGAAAAUCGUUCUAGAGAUCUCCAUUGCUAUCGUGUCAGCGUUUACAAUGGGCUGGCUGCCACUCAGUAUCUGGUGGUUUGUGUACUUCUAUUCAUCAGAUAAAACAGUGAUAUGGUCUUGUGGAUUUCGAUAUUUCACGGAGAUUGUCCGAUUUUUGAUGUACUCAUACUGUGCUGUAAGCCCUUGCAUCUGUUUUAUAUUCAUUGGACAUUACCGCCAGGGUCUUAAAAAUCUCCUCAAUUGCUUCUCUAUGGCGCCCAGGGCUUAUCAAGUUGCACCGCCGUAG